Messenger RNA from Lottia gigantea (owl limpet), 510 nucleotides. RefSeq lists its product as hypothetical. The record is from RefSeq and is a predicted model, not a curated record. Lineage: Eukaryota; Metazoa; Mollusca; Gastropoda; Lottiidae. The transcript is spliced from 3 exons. The coding region runs from base 1 to 510 and encodes 169 amino acids.
AUGGAAUGUUACUUUCUAACUAUCUACUCUGUCAUGACAUACCGAUUACCUAAAGAGUUGGUAUAUCCACCCGCAGAUAAAGAUGUAUGUUUGGAUAUCAAGGAGAAAAAAUUACAGACUAGAAAAUCACGGAAUAAACAGCAUCAGAGAGUCCCAAAUCACACGAAACAUCCAUCAAGUAGACCACAUACUGUAAAAACUGAAACAAAAUCCAAAACUUCAAAGGAUCUUCAGACGAAACGGACAAGCAUCAGCGCCCACGGAAAAUUAGAACGUUCAGUUGUUUUAGACACAAAUAAACAGUCGACUGAUAAUGAUAAGGAAAAUAUUCCUGUUAAACCAAAUGUUCAGAUAAAAAUAUCAGAAAGUGACCAGUCUGAGGAGGAAGUUGAAGAAGACGAAGAAGCAUGGAAGAAUAUUCCCAGUGAGUGUUGGCAGUCCAGAACGGUAGAAAAAGGCUACUAUUUAAAGGGACAUAGUCGUUUAAUUAUUUUUAGUGGAGCAUCUUAA